UGUCCAGUUGCACCGCACCGCACCGCAACGCGGCCGCGCUCCUCGUCUUUAUUAUCUGGCUCGGGGGUUGGGGACCCCUUUCUAUUUCACUAGCCCCACCCCCGCCGCUUCCCAACCUCACUUUAUCUCGCCCGCCCUCUCCUCUCCGCUCGUCACACCAGGCCAGCUAAGGAUUCGCUGUGCGCUCCCCUCCCCCACGCGCAUUCAUUCCCUCGCCGCCGCCGACUCCGCGCCGCGCCAUGGCCGGCGUUAGGAGCCUCGUGCUGCUCCUCCUAGUGCUCGCCGUCGCGGCGCUGUCCGCCUCCGCCACCUCCAUCGCCGGCGGGGACCACCUGCAGCUCGGCCUCUUCGCCGGCCCCGGCCGCGGGGAGUGCAGGGGCACCGUGGCCGAGUGCGGCGGGGAGGACGCGGAGGGGGAGCUCGGGUCGGCGUCGGCCGAGGCGCACCGCCGCGUGCUGCAGGGCCGCGGCUACAUCAGCUACGGCGCGCUGCGCAGGGGCACCGUCCCAUGCAACCGCCGCGGUGCCAGCUACUACAACUGCCGCCCCGGCGCCCAGGCCAACCCCUACCACCGCGGCUGCUCCCGCAUCACACGCUGCCGCGGCUAAGCCAAGGAGAUCACGUCCUCUCUUCUCAGUUCCAAAUAAGCUGCUGCUUCUCGCGCUCUUCUUCGAGCGGUACCUCUAGUAUACUACUGCUGCUACUAUUUACGUACUGUAUUAGUUAAUUGCUUUGGUUGCCGCCUCCGCCGCCGUAUUGGCCUACUGGGACAUUUGUUGCCGUCGUUGUUGUAAAGUAAAAGAGAGAUUUGUGCCUUAAUAUCAAGAGAUAUUUGUUAUUCUUUCAA
Molecule: messenger RNA, 847 nt
Organism: Hordeum vulgare subsp. vulgare (domesticated barley)
Lineage: Eukaryota; Viridiplantae; Streptophyta; Magnoliopsida; Poales; Poaceae
Product: protein RALF-like 33
Exons: 1
Coding region: 240-608 (122 amino acids)
Source: RefSeq, a predicted model, not a curated record